Molecule: messenger RNA, 1185 nt
Organism: Paramuricea clavata
Lineage: Eukaryota; Metazoa; Cnidaria; Anthozoa; Malacalcyonacea; Plexauridae
Source: the annotation of a GenBank genome assembly
AUGUUGCGAAAGACAGACUACAAUGGUAACACUACGGUUAUUACCAGUUCAUUUGCACAGUCUGGGCGACCUGCUAUUACCCAUAUUGGAGACUACUAUUACGUGCUUGAUUCAUCUCAAUCCAUUAUUCGAAAAUAUGAUAAAGCGACCGAUACCGUUGUUCAAAAUAUCACAGUUUAUGGUGGGGCAACUGAAAUAAUUGGCACUAACGGUAAGUGUAUUAUUGGAAUCAUGGUAUUAUACCAGACAUGUCUCCCAAAUUACUGUCAUUAAACGUUUAUAUUAAAGCCUUGAUGCCGCGUGCGAUAAAUCGCGUACCUACAUACUGGAGGUACGCAAAUUGGCGCUUAGCGGACUGCAGACUACAGGCAGGAGCAUGCUAGAAAACUAGCUCGAGUUACAUGAUUACUUUGAACUCACCGCAGCCAACUACGCACGUGAGUUGGAAUGUUCUUUUUUGUAGUGCCGACUGCAUGCGGUAGGAUUUGCAUCGAAUUCAUGGAAUUUUGAUUUUGUAGAUGAGGUUUUGUAAAUUUCGACGAGAUAUUAUUCCUAAUUGGUACUGAAAAAUAGACUAGAAAGGCAUGUAGUAAAACACUGACUACCGGAACACCGGAACACCACCGGAACACCACCGGAACACCACCGGAACACCGGAACACCACCAUUUUGUUUGGGGUUAGGGUUAGGAUUAGGGUUUGGGGUUAGGAUUAGGGUUAGGGUUGGGGGUUAGGGUUGGGGUUAGGGUUAGGUGGUGUUGCGGUGUUCCGGUGGUGUUCCGGUAGUCAGUGUUUUACUACAUGCCGACUAGAAAAGCCUUCAUACCGAAGCUGUAGUUGUGUUGUUCUUUUUUAAACUGUUGCCCCGCGCGGGAGACGACAUGCGUACUCUACCAAUGUCCAAAUAUUCAAGCGUAUUCUCUGCUCAACUAACUUAAAGUGGCCAAUAUUACGGUCUAUUGCUUCUUUCAUUUCAGCCAAGUGGCACGCACAUAUUGUAGUACACUGUUUUUUUCUGAUAAUAUACCUUCAACGUAAACUCGUUUAACAUACAUUUUUUUCUUACUAGACUUGGACGAGUGUACCGAAGAUCCCUGUGAUCCACUGGCGGACUGUACAAAUUUUAUUGCCGGAUAUUCUUGUGUUUGCCGGUUUGGUUACACUGGAAAUGGAAGUGUCUGUAACG